Thamnophis sirtalis is the source of this 2909-nucleotide messenger RNA. It is a transcript of the gene ORMDL2, whose product is annotated as ORMDL sphingolipid biosynthesis regulator 2. Gene Ontology annotation, cellular component: endoplasmic reticulum membrane. Lineage: Eukaryota; Metazoa; Chordata; Lepidosauria; Squamata; Natricidae. The record is from RefSeq and is a predicted model, not a curated record.
GGCCCGGCCGGAACGGUUGCUGACUAGCGAGGAGGAAGUAGGGACGGGGAGGCGUUAGAAAGCGGCCGCGUCGUUUUAUCCGCGGGCGGAAAAAAGAGGCUGCCCGCGGGGGUUUUCUUCUCGUCGUAACAGUGGGAGCCGUCGGGAAAGCUGUCAGCAUGAAUGUUGGAGUAGCCCACAGUGAGAUGAAUCCCAACACGCGAGUGAUGAACAGCCGAGGCAUUUGGUUAGCUUACAGCAUUUCUGUGGCUGUGCUCCAUAUCAUCUUUCUUAGCAUUCCCUUCUUCAGUGUCCCUGUGGUCUGGACUCUAACUAACGUUAUCCAUAACCUGGUGAUGUAUUGGUUUCUCCAUACAGUGAAAGGGACCCCCUUUGAAACGCCUGACCAGGGCAAGGAUCGCCUACUCACACACUGGGAGCAGAUUGACUACGGCACACAAUGGACAUCCUCCCGCAAAUUCUUAAGCAUUUCUCCAAUCAUUCUGUACAUUUUAACCAGCUUUUAUACAAAAUAUGACCCUGUGCAUUUCAUAAUCAAUACCACUUCACUCCUGAGUGUCCUCUUGCCCAAAUUACCCCUGUUCCAUGGGGUCCGUCUCUUCGGUAUCAACCAGUAUUGAAGCAGAAGGGAUCUUGGGACUGCUGAGACGCUAUUCUUCCGAAGUAAAACUAGUUCCAAGAAAGUGUGGGCAAAGCUGUGUUUGCAUCACCUCGGACUCUCUCUGGAACCAGGUUUCGCUGGGCGAGGCAAGCCAAGCUGCCACUGCUCAAACGACUGAGCCACUGCUCAAACGACUGAGCAGCAUGGAGAAUUCUUUGACGUUUCUGGCAAGGAGAUCGAAGCCACGUUUCUUGUGGUUAGUCUAUACUAGGGGUGGAAUUCUCUGGUGGAAUGAAACAAUAGUUGAAUUUCACGCGAACAUGAGUUCUCUAGCUCUCCCAUGUAAAAAUUCCUGCUUUUGCUCUUUGUAGUGGGGGACUGGGAUCCCUUUCUGCAAGGGAUUUCAUGUUGCUUAAGAUCACCUUCCUUUGAUUUGUAAACUUCCCUUCCUUUUUUUUUCAAAUGUGGUUGUGCUGCUACAUUUCCAGAGUUUUCCCACUCAGGAAAAUGAAUUAGCCUGCUGUGACAGGUCUCAUACUUACGGUUCUAAGUUGUGCAAAUAAUAUUUUGUAAAUACUCACGUGGUAGGUAUGUAUUAGCAUAACUUUGUUCAUUCCAGUUGAAUGCACAGUAUAGAGUACUUUGCGCUGCCCCUCUACACACUUCCCCCUUUCAAGUAGUUUUUCCGGUUAUAAAGGCAUAAUGUAACACAACAUUGAAGUUGGAAGAUGCAAAUUUAAUUAUACAUUUAGUCAGUGUUCUGCACUGCUUUUGUUUUUCGUGAACCCUGCUUAUACCAGCCCCGUGAAAUUAUCAACAUAAAAAGCUGAAAAGAUAAAUGACAUGGGCAGAUCACUUAUUUAAUCUGUGUAUGAACCUUUAUUUGUUGUUGGUUUCUAUCAUAGUUCCCCAGCUUGUUUUAAAAAAGUCCUUAUUUUUAUAGGGCAGACAUCUCUAACCUGCUGUUUAUAGGCUAAAGGAAUCUCAUUUCUUAUGAGGUUUCUUCACACAUCCAUGAAAGUGAUCCAAUGUUACAUCGAGGGAAUUGGUUUGAAGCACAAGAUGAGCGCUCUGUUUACUGGUAUUUCAAAUAGCCAUCUUUAAAAAAAAGUAAGAAAGGCAGUCAAAAACAAAUAAAUAAACACAAGCUUAUAGUUAUCAGCACUUUAUAGCUAUUUUUUCUGAUCAAAGUUUGUGCUAAAUAUUGAAAUGGUGGUUUUAAAUUUGCUUCAAAAAUCCACAGGGGACUGUACUCUAUUCUCUCUCAUUCCUUACCAUUAACUCUGGAAGUAGCCAAUAAAAGUGUAAUACUAAAAGCAUCCAAGUGGGACUAAAAGUCUAAGUAAGAACUAGAUGUGUCAGUAUUAUGUUAGUAUGAAAAGCAAUCAUGUUUGCACCCACCCUCCAGAUCAGCUUUUAUAGGCUUAUCUAGAAAAUCGGUGUUUCUCAAACUGGGCAACUUUAAGACAUGUAAACCUCAACUCCCAGAAUUCCCAGUUGAAGUUCACUGUACCAGAGUUGAAAGGCCAAAGGGGAAAUAAUGACUUCAACGAUCAUCCCAAUUGGUGUUCCUUCAGUCAGACACAUACUGAACAGAUAGAAUGAAAACCUAACACUAAUCUUAACCAUAAUGAAGGCAUCACUGCUGAAAUUUUCUAUAAAGUUCUAACCUACUACUAGCCCCUGUAUUUUUCCUGGUUUUAAACCCCAAAUUGCUGUGGAUUGGAGGCUUCUGUCUGCCUUGCUUUAAGCCACCUCUGGAAAAGUUGCUCCUUCACACAAGAAAGCAAGCAAAAGGCUGAAUGAAGCUGCCCUUUCCCAUUUCAUCUCAACCCAUCUUAAAAGCAGACUGUUCCUGCUCUGUCCUCCUAGAUUGGCUAUUUAACAUUUUGAUGAUCUCUGCCCAUCUUUUAACUCAUACCUUUGAGGAUGACAUUUCUCCUCAUUUAGUGUGCCCUUGCAACAAUCAUACACCUCCUGAGCUACUCCCCCAUUUUGGAACAGUGUUUGCCCGUGCAUCCAAAUUGCUCCCUCCCUCCUGGUUUUUAGGAACACUUUCAAAAAAUAUAGGUCUUGGAGGCUGGAAUGCUACAAUCUGUUCCCUCCAGCAAUAGAAAUGAUCUUUUGCUUGGUGGUUGAAUUAAAUUCUGGUUUAUUUCUUACUGUGUCCUGUUUUAAGCAUUGUAAUUAUUGCUAUUUUACUCUAAUGUGUACUGUAUGUUUUUAAUCCAAUUUACAAUAGUUGGGAUGUAUGCUGCUCAGAGUUGAUUAGAGCAGCUUAUAAAUAAAAUUAAACCCAAAGAGAAAA